GAAAACAAAAAAAAUUAAAAUUAGAAAAAAAUAGAUAAGAGUCUUGUAAGCCUUAGGCGGGACCAUGGAAGUGGAGCAGUUGGAUAAGAAAGCGGAGAUCCUCGAUAAACAUAUCGCGAACUUCUGCUCUCAAAUUAAUUUCGGGCCAGUGCCGAGGGUGCGCAAAGCAGCUGAUGUUUCGAAAUGGCAAAUCUCGAAGGCCUAUUACGAACUGGUGGCGUACAUUAAUAAUACCGCCUCCCUCAUACAGGGGAUGAGUGUGAUGGAUGAUUAUGCGGUCACCCCAGAGAUGUGCAAUAUUAUGGAGAUAUUCGAUCGACUCGAUUGCCUCAUUGAGGCGAAUCCACCGUUAUUACACGAACCAGAUUCCGACAUCGAUCACAUUGAUUUCCCAUCGAUACAAUGUUACGGGAAUCAUGCCUAUCGGGCCUGGUCGCGAAACAUGUUGCGUGAAAUCUUUCCCUUGAUUGAACAUGCGAUACCCCGAAACAAAUGCCAUUAUGUGAACGAGUUGGGCCAUUAUCUAUCCGAAUCGUUUGGAAAUUCGACGCGCAUCGAUUAUGGAACGGGCCAUGAACUGUCCUUUGCCUUCUUUUUGGUUUCGCUCUUUCGUGCCAACAUCCUGAAGCGCAAGGAUCUGAAAGCAUCGGUUCUGUUGCUCUUCCAUCGUUAUCUGGGCUUUGUGCGACGUCUGCAGCGACUCUACAAUAUGGAAACGGCGGGAAGUUCUGGUCCCUACUCGCUAGAUGAUUUUCAAUUUUUGCCCUAUUUAUGGGGGGCGGCCCAGUUGUGUGUUGGCGAGUCCUUUGCGCCUCGCCAAAUGCUCGAUACGGACAUAUUGGAGGAAUAUAAACACGAUAAUCUGCUCGUGAGCUGUGUGGCAUAUACGGGUGAUCGGAAAAAGGGCACCUACGCCGCCCACUCGACUCAACUUUGGUGUAUACCCGCGUUGGAUUCUUGGGACGAAGUGUAUUAUGGUCUUUAUGAUAUGUAUAAGAGGACGGUACUACAUCAGUUUACCGUUAUGCAACACGCAAACUUUGGCAAAUUAAUGGUAUUCGAUCGGGUGAGAAUAGGCACUGAUUUGGUACCACCGCGACUUGGCAAGUUAUUGGAAUUUAACGAAGAUGAGCCGGUAGCUGAGAAAACAGUGGACGAUGAUUUUCAUUACUCGAGAACGCCAUCACUAUCUGAAGAUGAAUCCGAUGUGUCUGAGGAGACUGAAGAGAGUGAGAAAACUAAAGCAUCUGAGAAGACUGAAGAGGUGGCUGCUGACAAGAGUGAGGACACGGAAGAGACAAACACUGAGAAGACGACUAAAGCUGAGAAAACUGGCAAGUCGAAGAUAUUCGAAAAGCCUAAGAAACGCAAGAAGCAUAGAAAGCUUAGGUCACCUGAGGAAGACGACAAAGAUCCGCGAGCGCCACCACGAAAAGGCGCCAACUCCGAUCCCAUGCAAAUGCCCACCAUAAGCACACACAGGAAAAGAAAUAGAAAGCCAGGUGUUAUACCAAUGUCCCCAAUUACCUUAGCCCCCGAUAACGUAUACUGCUCUCCAUCGUUCGAGAUGGAACACAGCGUUAUCACGACCGGCACCACCAGCAGUGAUAUCUCUGGUACCAGUGUCCAGUUCCGUUCGAUGACUAAAUCCCACGGCAGACCAACAGUGUACCAUGCACAUCGUCCACAUUUUAAUUUGCCGCAGACGGUGGCGCGUCGCACCGAAGUGAGUGUCUCCCCAACGCACGAUGGAAACACUCGUUCUGUAGAGCUCCGAUUUAAGUCCAUGCUGCUCGUCCAGGAAAGAGAGGAGAGCAGCGAUUCCUGAUCGUUAGACAGUGGAUCAGGCGGUUGCGGCGGCGGCGGUGGCGGCGGUGGCUAUCAUGGAGUAUACAAAACUACUGCUCAUAUAUUUUGUAAAGAACUUGCCACAAUACAGCGGGGGGAUCAAAA
Messenger RNA from Scaptodrosophila lebanonensis, 1953 nucleotides. Its product is annotated as serine/threonine-protein phosphatase 2A activator-like. Gene Ontology annotation, biological process: mitotic spindle organization. Gene Ontology annotation, cellular component: nucleus; cytoplasm; protein phosphatase type 2A complex. Gene Ontology annotation, molecular function: peptidyl-prolyl cis-trans isomerase activity; protein tyrosine phosphatase activator activity. The record is from RefSeq and is a predicted model, not a curated record. Bases 65 to 1828 code for a protein of 587 amino acids. The transcript has a single exon. NCBI's taxonomy places the organism in Eukaryota, Metazoa, Arthropoda, Insecta, Diptera, Drosophilidae.